Molecule: messenger RNA, 3921 nt
Organism: Argiope bruennichi
Lineage: Eukaryota; Metazoa; Arthropoda; Arachnida; Araneae; Araneidae
Product: cGMP-specific 3',5'-cyclic phosphodiesterase-like
Exons: 23
Coding region: 325-3198 (957 amino acids)
Biological process (GO): signal transduction
Molecular function (GO): 3',5'-cyclic-nucleotide phosphodiesterase activity; protein binding
Source: RefSeq, a predicted model, not a curated record
CACCGUUUUCGUCAGCAAACACCAGGUAACUUGCGGAACCAACGUGCUUGUUUACUUCGUGGAUUUUAGUAACAAAUAUAAACAAUAAAAAAAAAGAGAAAGGGAUUAUAUUUUUAUCGGAUUACGGCGAUGAUUUAGGGAUUUUGAUUUGUUGAUAAAAGUUGUCAGCUGUAUUUCGGCUGAGGUGAUUAAUUUAAUACAUUCACAUGCUUUUUUUUUUCAUCGGGAUUACAAGUUCGAAAGAUGUGGUGUGCGUUGCUAUAGUAACCUAAAGAAGCCUAAAGAUCAAGUGGUUUGGGAUUGACAUCAGUUGCUGAAGUCAAAAUGGCUGAACUCGAAAUCGUCGAGGAGGAUCCGAAUUUCGACGAAGCGCUCCAAUCUACUACGGAACAUAUUCGUGAGUCCACAGUUUCAACGUACCUGUCCGAACAUGCCCGAUUUGCUCGACAAUGGUUUAUUCGUAAUGCAACUCCUGAUAUGGUAUCCGAGUGGCUUGUAGGCCAUGGAUACGGACCAGAUCCUGAAAUGCCUGAGAAUUUGUCGAGCCUGACGGAUUCCUAUGCUAAAGCGACACACAGUGGUAGAAAUUCUGUCACUUCGGAAUUGUUCCAAGAUAUGGUCAUCUGCCCUAAGAAGAAGAAGCAAAAUAUAUCGAACAACUUAAGUCGUAAGGAGUUGCAACAGCACCUGAAGAGUCUGAAAGAGCCAGAUUUGUUAAUGGAAUUGAUACGGGACAUAGCUAACGAACUAGACGUGGACACACUUUGUCAUAAAAUCCUUGUUAAUGUGAGCAUUCUGACCAACAGUGACAGGGGAAGCCUGUUUUUGGCGAAAGGUCCCAGAGGUUCACGCUACUUAGUGGCCAAACUUUUUGAUGUGACCCCGGAUUCAGUGCUACAGGAUGCUUUGGAUGCUGCAGUGGACGAAGAGGGAGAAUCGCGAAUUCCUCCCAUACCCUUUGGUGUUGGCAUUGCUGGACAUGUAGCUCUGACUAAAGAAUGCGUUAAUAUCAAAGAUGCUUAUCAGGACCCUCGCUUCAACAAGGAUAUUGACACCCGCACGGGAUACCGCACAGUGAGCGUCAUGUGCCAACCGAUCCUUAAUUUCCAAGGUGACGUGAUUGGCGUCGCGCAGUGCAUCAACAAGGUCACCGGUGAUCACCAAUUCACUGAGCAAGAUCAAGAAGUGUUCCGUAAGUACCUAACCUUCUGCGGCAUUGGAGUUCAGAAUGCCCAGUUAUUCGAAAUGUCUGUUCGGGAAUUCAAGAGAAAUCAGCUUCUCCUGAGCCUCGCCAAAUCAAUUUUCGAAGAAACUUCAUCGUUAGAUCGUCUCAUCAACAAAAUCAUGGUGAAAGUUGAAGAACUAUUACAGUGUGAGAAAUGCCGGGUAUAUCUUGUUGAUACUGAGCAAGAAGAUCUGGUCUUUCAAAGACUAGAUAAUUUGGAAGAAAAAAGUAGCACUCUACCUCCUAUUUUCAAACCUAAAAAGUUUUCUAGACCACAGGAUGUCAUUUUCACUACAAUUUUUGAAUUGCGAAGAGAUGAACAGGAAGUAAGGAGGCCGAGCCUGAAAGAUUUAUCGGGUUCAGAAGCUGCACAUGUUUAUUUUGCAAGACAUGUGGUUGCUACCGAACAAACUUUCAAUUGGUCUGGAACAGAUGAUGAAAUAAAAGUUGUUCGAAAAUCCAACAUUGCUGCAGUUCCACCUGCUUUUCCAUCUGAAAAGUUAAAAAGUCGCAUUUUGUCUAUACCUAUAUUCAACAGUGAAAAUAAGGUUAUUGGUGUUGCUCAGUUAGUAAACAAAUCUAAAGGUCAAGUUUUCACAGAUUGUGACAUAAAUACUCUGGAGGCAUUUUCAAUAUUUUGUGGUCUGGGAAUUUAUAAUACACAGAUGUAUGAAAAUGCUAGUAAACUUAUGGCAAAGCAGAAAGUUGCUUUAGAAGUAUUAUCAUAUCAUGCCUCAUCUUCAUUAGAAGAAACUAAGAAAUUAAUGACUACAUCUAUUCCAACUGGAGAAACAUUUAAGCUAUACAGCUUCCAUUUCAGUGAUUUUCAUUUAUCUGAUGAUGACACAUGUCAAGCUGCACUUCGAAUGUUUAUUGAUUUGGAUCUCAUUGCAAAAUUUCGCAUUCCGUAUCAAGUUAUGUGUCGAUGGAUUUUGAGUGUAAAGAAAAAUUAUCGUCCUGUGAUUUAUCACAAUUGGAGGCAUGCUUUGAAUGUUACACAGACAGUCUUCUCGAUGCUAAUGACUGGCCACAUGAGAGAAUUAUUUACUGAUAUAGAAAUCAUGGCACUGUUGGUUGCAUGCCUUUGUCAUGAUUUGGACCACAGAGGUACAAACAACUCAUUCCAAACAAAAAUUGAAUCUCCUCUGGCAAUAUUGUAUUCUACAUCUACUAUGGAACAUCAUCAUUUUGAUCAGUGUGUAAUGAUCCUGAAUAGUGAGGGUAAUAACAUAUUCCAGUUUCUUUCUCCUGAGGAAUACAAAAGUAUAAUAUCAGUUGUUGAAUCUGCCAUUCUAUCAACAGAUCUGGCUUUGUAUUUCAAGAAAAAGGAUUCAUUUUUGAAUUUGGUGAAAUCUGGUGAUCCAGAUUGGACUAAUCCUCAAAAUAGAGAACUGCUAAGGGGGAUGAUGAUGACUGCCUGUGAUGUGUCUGCAAUUUGCAAACCUUGGGAAGUACAAAGAAAAGUAGCAGAACUUGUAGCUGGCGAGUUCUUUCAACAAGGAGAUUUGGAGAAAGAAAGGCUGAAAGAACAACCAAUUGCAAUGAUGGAUCGGGACAAGAAGGAUGAAUUACCUGCAAUGCAAGUUGGAUUCAUUGAUUGCAUUUGUCUGCCUGUUUAUGAAGCUUUGGUAGAAGUUCAGCCUGCACUCAGUCCUUUACUUCAAGGAUGCCUUGAAAACAGAAAAAACUGGCAAGCAUUGGCCAAUGAUAAACAUAAAAAAGAAACUGAGCUGUUUACAUUUAGAAAUGGUACAAACAAGAAAACAGAAAAUAAUCGCCAAUUGAAUGGAAUGGUUCAUCUACCUCAGACUGUGUGUUAUAUUCCAGACAACUCCGGGAGAUGCUUCAAAGAUGGAGGAGAAAUUCCACGGAGAAGCGAAAAGGAAGAAAUACUUUUCCCAUCAUGCUCGAUUCAAACGUACAAACAAAGAACACCAUUCUGGAAACCUGUGCACCGUCCUGUGACUGUAUAGAAAGACUUUAUUUAUUUAUUUCAAUGUUACUUAAUUUUCUCAAGGAAAUGAACUUUGCUGUGUUUGCACUUUAUGCUUAAGAUGGAAACAAGCCAUCUUAGGUUGAUGGCAGGUCCAUCCAUUUCACCUUUAUUUUUGAUUUCAUGAUUGGUGUGUUCUUUCAGCCAAGGAAUUAAUUUUCCACCUUAUGUAUCACAUUCAAUGUUUCAUAGAGUAUAUGUCACAAAUAGUUAAAUGCACUAGUUAUGUAUUUUCUUUCCGGUAGUUAUUCUUGUGCUACAUUUGAUCGUAAAAUUUCCUCUAAGUCAUUCCAUCGCUGCAUUUAUUUGCAUUUUUUUAUUGUAGGUGUUAUUUUUCCAGUUAUUGUUCUGUAAAUUAUAUUUAAUUGAUAUAAAAGUUAUUUUGUGCCAAAUUCUUAUUUUGGAGUUAUGUUAGUACUUAGAAUUUUACAUACAAAACACCACAAAUGGAUUCAUUCUGUUGUUCUUCCUCGCUGAAGUCUGUACAUGUUGAUAAAUAUUGUAUAUAUGUAUUUAGUAUCAUGUGAAAGGGAGUAUGCAUUUUUCAAAUCACUGCUUAAUAUUUUAAGCUAUUUUAUUUACAGGUAAGGGAUUUAUCUUGUACUAGUCAUGUCUUUCAUUAUGUUUGUUCUUUUAAGUAUGUAAAUAGUGCUAUUGAGGAUAGUUUAAGCUGUAUAUUUGUAUGAAAACAGAAAAAUAAACA